AUGGCCACGAAGGACAUCAGGUACUCCUGCUAUGAUGAGCACCAGGUGGCGGUUUCAUUUGACGAGAUAGCUCUGUAUUCUGGAUGGUUGGCCGCCUGCUCGACCAUUGAUGUACGCUACCUUCCUGAGUGUGUCAUGCAUCAGUUUGGAUAUGAGCAGACGAUACCUCACGAUUCUCAUUUUUUAGCUCCCAUCGCCAUGACCCGCAGGCAGUUAGAUGAGGUCUUUGCAGACUGGAAGCAUCACAUGGUCCCUGAGGAGGCACAAGCGACACUAGUAGAGCAUGACUGGAGCUGUGCCGAGGGGUACAUCACAUGGUACCAUAGAGUCUCACAUCCAUACAUGCUUCCAGCAGCAGAGGGAUGUCCUCCCAGACCAUCCCACGAGGAGAUUCUUCUUGCGCAUCAGGCUCAGUUGGACCACACUGAGGAUCUUCUUCCUCUAUGUCGUCAGAUAGCUGACAGGGGCAUCAGAGUCAUUGCAUAG
This is a messenger RNA of Vicia villosa (hairy vetch), 486 nucleotides long. RefSeq lists its product as uncharacterized. NCBI's taxonomy places the organism in Eukaryota, Viridiplantae, Streptophyta, Magnoliopsida, Fabales, Fabaceae. The transcript has a single exon. The coding region runs from base 1 to 486 and encodes 161 amino acids. The record is from RefSeq and is a predicted model, not a curated record.